Molecule: messenger RNA, 498 nt
Organism: Aspergillus heteromorphus CBS 117.55
Lineage: Eukaryota; Fungi; Ascomycota; Eurotiomycetes; Eurotiales; Aspergillaceae
Product: putative integral membrane protein
Exons: 1
Coding region: 1-498 (165 amino acids)
Source: RefSeq, a predicted model, not a curated record
AUGGCCUCGGGACUCAUCUUCGACCCCUACGCCCUCCUCCGGGUCGCCCCACUCGCCUCCAGCACCGGAAGUCUGGUCCACGCCACCGUCGAGUUGACCGUGAACUCCGCCUUCCUGCUGCCCUCCCUCCGCAAGCAAUCCGACGCCCUCCUGCCGGCUUGGUACGGCAACGUCUUCUACCGCGAGGUCGUCGUCGUCGUCGCCCUCAAUCUGACCUCCCUUACCUCCGCCAUCGCCAAUAUCUAUCUCGCUCCGGAUUCCCGCCCGUGGCCGCUUUCGCGCACGACCUUCUACUGGCUCGGUUUGAUGGGCACGAUCGGACAUAUGUUGUUCGUGCCGCUGGUUGCGCCCCCCAUUCAGCGCAUGGUGGAGGAUACGAAGGCGGAGAAUGAGGCUAGUAAGGAGAUGGAUACUUGGUUGUCUCUUCAUCGCGUGCGCAUGUUGGUCGCGGAUUUGCCGGCCUGGAUUGCGUUUGUUGGGUCGGCGUUGGUGGUCUGA